Umbelopsis ramanniana AG is the source of this 1942-nucleotide messenger RNA. RefSeq lists its product as uncharacterized. Gene Ontology annotation, biological process: beta-D-galactose catabolic process via UDP-galactose, Leloir pathway. Gene Ontology annotation, cellular component: cytosol. The transcript is spliced from 4 exons. The coding region runs from base 187 to 1689 and encodes 500 amino acids. NCBI's taxonomy places the organism in Eukaryota, Fungi, Mucoromycota, Umbelopsidomycetes, Umbelopsidales, Umbelopsidaceae. The record is from RefSeq and is a predicted model, not a curated record. Gene Ontology annotation, molecular function: UDP-glucose 4-epimerase activity.
UCUUGGGCCGGAACCCGCUGUGACUGGAAAGCCGGUUUCCAAGCAAUUUAUUGCUCUUGUUUCAUUUGACUUCUUUACUGCUUAUUGGUGCCAUUCCGAUUUUUCCACUGGCUCAGACCUUUCCAGUGUUGCAAUAAAAAAUUUGAGAAACCUAAAAUUUUGUACCUGUCUCCCUUGUCGUUGUCUAUGUCUCCGGCUAAUACCUCAUCUCAUCUGUACGAAAUAGAUUCAGGACAGAAGCCAAACAACAUGUCGACAGAGAUCAUCGUAGAGCAAUUAAAAGUCUUGGACGUUGGCUCAUCUUCAUCUCCUACUGCCAAACGACGAUCGUUCUCUCAUCAUAGACGAAAGUCUUCAGCUAGCUCCACUCACUUUGGCCUGUCCUCUUCGCCACACCAUUCUUUCAUGCCGUCUUCUCGACCAAUCGCUCAAGAUAAUCAAUUUUUGUUUCCACCUCCAGGCGGCGUCAACUCAAUUGAAUGUGAGGCUGAAAAUACCGCUCAUCCAGCCAAGUCGGUCGCCUCAGCUCGUCACCACAGACACACUUCUAUCGAUCGUGCUUCCCACAUUAAGACCUUGCCAGAUUCCAAUACCCGUAGCUAUACUAACUACUACGAUGUCAAUCGCAACAAGUAUGUACUGGUCACCGGUGGAGCCGGCUACAUCGGGUCUCAUACUGUCCUGGAGCUGUUGAGCUGCAACUACGAGAUCGUCAUCAUCGACAAUUUGUGCAAUUCUAAUUUAGAGGCUCUGCGGAGAGUUGAGAAGCUUGCAGGCCGUUCAAUCAACUUCCACAAGUGUGAUAUUACUUCUGAACAAGAGAUUGAUGCCGUUUUCGAAAAGUAUACAUUCUGGGCUGUAAUCCAUUUCGCUGCCUUGAAGGCCGUUGGCGAGUCCACCCGACUACCCAUAAAGUACUAUCACAAUAAUUUAACUGGCUCACUCAAUUUGUUACGAGUCAUGGAAAAGCAUGGCGUCAAGAACAUGGUCUUCUCCUCGAGUGCCACGGUCUAUGGCGAGCCCGAAACCACGCCUGUCAGAGAAUCAGCUCGUCUAGGUCCUGUCACCAACCCAUACGGCAAAACAAAACUUUUCAUAGAAGAGGUAUUGCGAGAUCAGUGUGAAGCGGAUUCAGAUUGGAACGUUUGUUUAUUGAGAUACUUCAAUCCUGUCGGCGCCCAUAUAUCUGGAUUGAUUGGAGAGCAUCCACAAGGAGUACCGAAUAAUCUAUUGCCGUAUGUUAAUAAGGUUAUUCAGGGUCAUUUACCAUACCUUCAAGUCUUUGGAAGUGACUACGAUACCAUAGAUGGUACAGGCGUUCGAGACUAUAUUCAUGUUUGUGAUUUGGCUACGGGUCAUGUUGCAGCACUCAAGAAGCUCGAAAAGAAACCAAGAUGCGUUGCAUAUAAUCUUGGUACAGGCGUAGGCUAUUCCGUGUUACAGAUCAUCAAAUCCAUGGAACGAGUUACCGGAGCACACAUUCCUUACAAGAUCGCAGACAGACGACCUGGUGACGUUGCCACCUGCACCGCCGACGCUACGCUUGCCAAUAGAGAGCUGGAAUGGUACCCCACCAGGACCAUGGACGAUAUGUGCGAAGAUAUGUGGCGAUGGACACGAAGAAAUCCAAAUGGAUAUGAUUCGCCUAUGCUUGAGAGUGAUGAAGAGUCGGAUGAAGCUCAAAAGUGAGCUCUUUGGAACAGGUUUCUUUGUGGAUCAUUCGGUCCUCCAUAUACCAGCCAUUGCCUUUUUGUUGGACGAUAAAUUUUGUUGUCUUUUGUUCUAUGUUUAAUGUAUACAGUAGUUUCUUAGUACCUUUAGUUGUGCCUUUAGCUGUUAGUACUUUUCGUCACAACCCGAGUUAUUGGCGAGUGUCAGUUUGCCACCCAAAAAAAUUAAUAAUAAUGACUUUUUAAAAUCCCCCAAUUUUUUUCCAUAUGCC